UCAAAGAUUCCCACUUGAAAAUUGUCCUCCUCCACAUACGAGAAUGAAAAUGAUUCCAAAUAUAACCUCCGAAUUUAUCCAAUCCUUUGCUCCAAAGCCAACUGUGGCCAGGAGAAAAGAGGCGAUUGAAUUGAGAAAGACAAUGAAACCCUUGUUGGAAAAGAGAAGGCGCGCUCGUAUCAAUGACAGCAUCAACCAUCUGAAGACUCUGAUCCUUCCACUCACAGGAAAAGAUAAUUCUCGGUACUCGAAGCUUGAGAAAGCUGACAUCCUUGAGAUGACCGUAAGAUUCCUCAGUGAUAUUCCUGCUGCUCAGAAAAAAAGUACAUCAGACAGCUACAAAGAAGGGUACAAAGCCUGCCUGCAGCGCGUCACCGCUCUGAUCCCCAAAACGAACCUGGACAAAGACUCGUGUCAGCGGUUGAACGACUUCAUCCAGCAGUCCAUGUCUGCGUCCGUCGACCCAGCUUGUCAGAACUGUUGCGCCCAGAGCUCCAGGGCUUUCCCCCAGAUUCAGCAGAGACUCCUGAGCCUCAAAGCCAACGUUGGCUCCAGAAUCGAGAACCACUCGAACUCGCUUCCCAACCGGCCCCAGCCAGUGCCACAAGCUGUCAAUACUAACGUGUGGAGACCCUGGUUGAUUCAAGAAGCCAUAACGCCAAUGUAAAUUGUAUGAUAUGUACAUGUCGGGGAGACGUCUCUUGUACAUAUGUAUUUAUCAAUACUAGGCUAUAGAGAUGCAUGCAUUGUCAUAUUGUCUUGAUGAAAAGCUAUACUUCAUCGUUAAAUCAUGUUAGUUAAGUAUUAUAUACUGAAGUAAUUACACACGUCUUCUGUCUUGUAAAUGGACAAGUUUGAAGAAAUUCUUAUUAUUUAAGAUCUGCAUGGAUUUUAUUUGCUAUAUUUAGUCCUCUUUGGGGGUUAAAUGAUAAAAGGGCCACAGAAAACGCCUUUGUAAACCCAAAGGGUUAUUAAAUGUAUGUCAUUUGCGCUUUAGACUUCAGUAUUCUGGGUCUGUGCAGAUAAACGAUAUGUAAGCACGUUGUGUUAUGUUUCUUAAAAACGUAAAAUGUCUCUUUUAGGGAUGUAUUUGUAUUACCAUUACGAAUUGUACAUAUAUUUAACUCCAAUAAAAACUACGAUACCGUGGUAUAUUCCUCUUCA
Messenger RNA from Oncorhynchus mykiss (rainbow trout), 1164 nucleotides. Its product is annotated as transcription factor HES-2-like. Lineage: Eukaryota; Metazoa; Chordata; Actinopteri; Salmoniformes; Salmonidae. The record is from RefSeq and is a predicted model, not a curated record. Gene Ontology annotation, molecular function: protein dimerization activity.